AUGAAUCCAAAUUUUGUUUUUCUUUCUUCUAAAUCUCAGACAUAUUCUCACAUGGGAGAAUCUAUGAAAGAAGAGGGAAGCAGCCCAUCUUCCAGAGGCUGUGGGCAAGACUCACCCAUUCCCUGGGACCAAAUCACCAUUUCUAACUUUGUUGAUUCUGAUUGGUUUUGUGAUGAACACAUACAAGCUAAAAGGGCCAGAGUAGAAACUAUUAUACAAGGCAUGUCUCUUUCACCAAACUCACUGAUGCCCUCAAACAAUCCCAAGGAAAAGGAUAGCAGGCAUCCCACAGAAAAAAGCAGGGAGAAUAAGAGGAAACAAAAACUUCCUCAGCAGCAGAAUCCCCAGAGGGGAGAGUGGUCAGGGGUCAGUAGAGGUAACUGGAAGGGAGAAAGUCACCAUUUUAAGGAACAAUUUCAAAUGCUACAGCAGCAGCUAAGACAUCUUCAAGAGAGACUCUUCCAGCUUUCUGAGCACAAUGCUUUAGCUCAAAGCCAGAAAGACACUGAAACGAAAAAGGAUUCUCUAAAACACAGGAAUGAUUCAAACCAUGGCCACUGGGCUGUAGGCAUUAAUCAGUACAAGGAUCUCAAAAGGAACUUUGCCAAAGGAGAGAAACUCAAAUUUUCUGAAGAGGAAAGCCAAUCUAGGGCUCCUUGGUUAAUAACUUAUGAAGAGAAAACUCUAUCAGAGAUAUUAAAGAAAGAAUUAACUGGGGCUGUGUCACAGGUUGUGGAUUCAGUCUUAAGAAAAGUAUUAUCAAAACCAUCAGGUUACCAGACUCAAGUGGUAAAUGGCAUCCAAGUGCCAGGACAAGACAGAAAGAGUGGAUAUUAUACUGCUACAGGGAACACAAGGAAAAAUCAGCUUCCUAUGGAAAGCUCCCAGAAUAUGGCACAAUCACAAGACGAGGCCCACACAAGUGCUUUGCCAUUGUCCACGAAGAAGUGUUCAGAUUCUCUAGGGUACCUAGUCAAUUCAAGAAUGACCCAGAAACCCUACCAGGAUCCUCCAGUAAACUUAGCUAGGACUUCUCACAUUCAAGAAAAACAGAUUCUUAGCCAAUUGUUAGGGUAUGGUCGAAAUGGCCAUUGGAGUUAUAACCCUUCCCAAAUCUCUCCCUCUCAGGAUACUUCCUCCCCACAGUCUCUAGACCUACCUUGGGGCACUAUUAAAAGGCAGUCAUCAGGCAUGAGCCAGCAGCAAUACCCACGGCCCUUCACCUCUAGCCAAGUAGAAAGUCUGGCUCUUCUUCCAACAGUGAAGAUGGAACACCACAACUUGAAGUCUGACACAGAUGUGAUUCCUUUCUCUUCUGUCCACAUCCAGGAAGGGCUAAACCCUGGCCACCUGAAGAAGGCCAAGCUGAUGUUUUUCUUCACCCGUUACCCAAGCUCCAGCCUCCUGAAAGCCUAUUUCCCUGACGUUCAGUUUAAUCGCUGCAUCACCUCCCAGCUCAUCAAGUGGUUCAGUAAUUUUCGUGAGUUUUAUUACAUCCAGAUGGAAAAAUUUGCCCGGCAAGCUAUCUCUGAAGGAAUCACAAACCCAAAUGUGCUGAAAGUUCCAAGGAACUCAGAACUCUUCCGGACUCUCAACAUGCACUACAAUAAGGGAAAUGACUUUGAGGUCCCAGACCAGUUCCUGGAAAUUGCCAGCCUGACAUUGCGGGAGUUCUUCAAUGCUGUCACAGCAGGGAAAGACUCAGAUCCCUCCUGGAAGAAACCCAUUUAUAAAAUCAUUUCAAAACUGGACAGUGACAUCCCUGAGAUAUUCAAAUCUUCUGGCUGUCCACAGGAGCUACUUCAGAAUUAAGAGUCUACUAGAGCAACAC
Messenger RNA from Trichosurus vulpecula (common brushtail), 1831 nucleotides. It is a transcript of the gene PROX2, whose product is annotated as prospero homeobox 2. The record is from RefSeq and is a predicted model, not a curated record. Gene Ontology annotation, molecular function: DNA-binding transcription factor activity, RNA polymerase II-specific; RNA polymerase II cis-regulatory region sequence-specific DNA binding. Bases 1 to 1812 code for a protein of 603 amino acids. Gene Ontology annotation, biological process: regulation of transcription by RNA polymerase II. Gene Ontology annotation, cellular component: nucleus. The transcript is spliced from 4 exons. Lineage: Eukaryota; Metazoa; Chordata; Mammalia; Diprotodontia; Phalangeridae.